CCAUAAGGGAUCAUUACAGACCAGCCUAUGCCAUGAGGACUCAGAAGUCCUGCGGCCGGACAUCAGGCACACCUUCCCGUCAACGCCUGCCACGUUUCAGUCUUCACUCCAGGAGAAAGAAGGAAUGUGUAAUCCAGGGAAAGCUGCGUAUCCGUUCCGUGCCAGGUGCCUUUCUGGUUCUUGGGGUGGUGGUUGUUGUUGUUGGCACUGCACUUGCUGUGGCGGGCUACUGGCCAUACAGGGCUCAUCGAUCAUCAGUGGACACAGUAGAGGAAGGAUCCUCUGGAACCGCAUCAGGAUGGGGAAUAGCGUCCAAAGGACUGCUUUCUGCAGCAAGUCUGGUUCAUAGUGAAAGGAUGAAACUUCUAGGACCUGUCAUAAUGGGAGUGGGACUUUUCAUACUUAUUUGUGCCAAUACAGUACUCUAUGAGAAUAGGGACAGGGAAACUCAAAUGCUUCUGGCUCAGAUGCGGAGCGUCAUUUGUUCUGUUUCUGCAGCCAUGCCUUCGGCUGACCUCUUGCAGGUGAACUCUCUUGCCAGGCACUACCAGUGGGUCAGCAGUUUACCUGCAGCCCACCUAAACAUCCUCUGCCUGCAUGAAAUGUCCAGUUCGGAGCCUCUACUCCAAGUAAAGAGCAUGGAUGAGGAGGACAGCAUUCAGCAGCAAGAUGCAGUGCACACUGAGGUUCUUCAUCAUCAGGACUCUUCCUCUUCCCCCUCUAUUCAGUCCUCCGACUCUUGCAACAACAGCAAAGAGAUGUUUUGCACAGAGGAACAGGGGGCCACCUCUGCACUGGACCUGCGGCAAGAAAGUCACUUUGGACUCAGCAACUGUAUGACCACAUCCUCUCUGUCCACACUAGGUGGGGAGGACUGUGAGAUCUUCUCCAUCCCACCCAGACGCUCCUAUAGCAUGAGCCACAGGACUAAACCACAUAUACUACCCAGGGAUCUGGUUCAUCCAGAGUACAAGACUAUGUCUUCUAUGGGUCACCAUAGACUGCUUCCAGGACAAUCCAGCUCAGAGGUGUGUGUGAACAUGGUUGGAGUUGGCGUUACAACCCUUGACCUUAUACCUGUGAAAGAGCAGAGGCACCGCAGCUGGCCGCGGCUAGACCUCGGAAGUGCCAGGAGGUAUCUCAAGCUGGAGAACAAAGAGGACUCUGUGGACAAGUUACUGGACCAGCUUGAGCAGCAAUGCUUACAGAUGAACAAAAGCUAUGGCUCAGGUCCCUUCCAAUGAGCUGCAGUUUAAUAAUUACAUUAAUGGAUUGGCAGUUCCCAUGGUCAUUAGGAGGAAUAUUACUAAGUGACACACUUGGAAUAACUCAAAUUGGCAGUUUCCAGUGGAUAUUAUUUGCACAGUUUCUGGAAUCCCUUGAGGCCAACUAAUUUCUAAGACCUGGCCAUUUAUCUCACUUGACUAGUUUUUGUAACUAGUUUGUUUGGAGAUUUGCGGAGUAUGGAAAUGUCAAUUGAAAGAACAUUAACACCUGCAACAUGGUCCCUGCUGCCCUUGACGGUAUGGGAAUAUAAAUAUACGUACUGAAGGAAGCUAGGGAUGAAGGUAUUUUACAGUUAUGGGAAUGUGCUAAACAGUUUGUGAUGUCAGAUGAUUGGAUGGAUCCC
Messenger RNA from Rhinichthys klamathensis goyatoka, 1630 nucleotides. RefSeq names its product transmembrane protein 200B (gene tmem200b). NCBI's taxonomy places the organism in Eukaryota, Metazoa, Chordata, Actinopteri, Cypriniformes, Leuciscidae. The record is from RefSeq and is a predicted model, not a curated record. The coding region runs from base 33 to 1244 and encodes 403 amino acids. The transcript has a single exon.